CUCUCUCCAAAUUCGUUUUCCACACUAGAAAUUUAAAACUUAACAACACUGAUUUUCGAAAUGUCAAACUCGAGAAGAAGAAGCGCAUCCGCUUUCUUUUCCGACUGAAUUUUGUCGCUUCAAAAUCGCAAAAUGUCGCUCGUCAUCCCGGAGAAGUUCCAGCACAUUCUUCGUAUCAUGAAUACGAACAUUGAUGGUAAACGCAAAGUAGGCAUUGCCAUGACUGCCAUCAAGGGUGUGGGUCGCCGCUACUCCAACAUUGUGCUGAAGAAGGCCGAUGUCGAUUUGACCAAGCGUGCCGGCGAAUGCACUGAAGAGGAGGUCGACAAAAUUGUCACCAUUAUUUCAAAUCCGCUGCAGUACAAAGUACCCAACUGGUUCCUCAACAGACAAAAGGAUAUCAUCGAUGGCAAGUACUCGCAGCUGACUUCAUCCAACUUAGACUCGAAGUUGCGUGAUGAUUUGGAGCGUUUGAAGAAGAUUCGCUCACAUCGUGGUCUACGUCACUACUGGGGCUUGCGUGUGCGUGGUCAGCACACCAAAACAACAGGUCGCCGUGGUCGCACCGUUGGUGUAUCCAAGAAGAAGUAAGCAGCCUACGGUGAUCUGUUUUGCGGUGUUUUUUACAUAUAAUUCUAACAACAACCAUAAAAACAGAAAUACAUGAAAAAUUAAAAAACAAA
Scaptodrosophila lebanonensis is the source of this 683-nucleotide messenger RNA. RefSeq names its product 40S ribosomal protein S18 (gene RpS18). The coding region runs from base 133 to 591 and encodes 152 amino acids. Gene Ontology annotation, molecular function: RNA binding; structural constituent of ribosome. Gene Ontology annotation, biological process: translation. NCBI's taxonomy places the organism in Eukaryota, Metazoa, Arthropoda, Insecta, Diptera, Drosophilidae. The record is from RefSeq and is a predicted model, not a curated record. Gene Ontology annotation, cellular component: small ribosomal subunit; cytosol; ribosome. The transcript has 3 exons.